AUGGCUGGGUUUUGCGACGGCCUGGGCUCCUGCUCAGUUCCUCACGGCCUGACCCGGGCCGUCGCUCAUCCCCCGAGCUACAGCCGAGCUGAUCUGGGCUCUGGCCGGCGCCUGUGGGUGAACUCAGCCGCGCUCAGCCCAGCGCCCUACGCAACAGGUCCAGGACCCGCUUCAUCCUAUGCUGCAGCGGCCGUCGCCGUCCCAGGUUCGCUCCUCGGCGCUUCAGGUGGUCUGGCGGGCGCCGAUCUCGCGUGGCUGAGCCUAUCCGGACAGCAGGAGCUGCUGAGGCUGGUACGGCCGCCCUACUCCUACUCCGCGCUCAUCGCCAUGGCCAUCCAAAGCGCGCCGCUGCGCAGGUUGACGCUCAGCCAGAUCUACCAGUAUGUGGCCGGCAACUUCCCCUUCUACAAGCGCAGCAAGGCGGGCUGGCAGAACUCCAUCCGCCACAACCUGUCGCUCAAUGAUUGCUUCAAGAAGGUGCCCCGGGAUGAGAACGACCCAGGAAAAGGCAAUUAUUGGACUCUGGACCCAAACUGCGAGAAGAUGUUCGACAAUGGGAACUUCCGAAGGAAGAGGAGAAGGAGAGGGGAGACUAGCGAGGCCGCUGUGACUGGAGUCAGCAGGCCAGAGGGAGCUGCACUGGAGCCCUGUGGCUCGGCUUCCCAGGACCCGCAGACCCCACCAUCCCCGCCUGCACCCGAAGCCGCUUGCCUCUCCGGCUUCUCCACAGCCGUGGGAGCCCUGGCCGGCAGCUUUAGUGGCCUCUCUGAUGGUCUGGCUCGUGACUUUUCUUUGCGAAGGCGACCAACUGCGGCUGCCCACAGUCCUCAGAUUCCUAACACAGCCCCGGGCUUCGCUCUGGGCCAUCAGACAGGGGCUACUGGCUUUAGGGUGGGGCACCUCGUCUACAGCCGGGAUGGGACUGAAGUUUGA
Grammomys surdaster is the source of this 933-nucleotide messenger RNA. RefSeq names its product forkhead box I2 (gene Foxi2). The transcript has 2 exons. Gene Ontology annotation, molecular function: RNA polymerase II cis-regulatory region sequence-specific DNA binding; DNA-binding transcription factor activity, RNA polymerase II-specific. The record is from RefSeq and is a predicted model, not a curated record. NCBI's taxonomy places the organism in Eukaryota, Metazoa, Chordata, Mammalia, Rodentia, Muridae. Gene Ontology annotation, biological process: regulation of transcription by RNA polymerase II; cell differentiation; anatomical structure morphogenesis. The coding region runs from base 1 to 933 and encodes 310 amino acids.